AGCCCUCAGUUCUCCUUGGAGCUCAGCUGCGCCUGCUGCGGUCACUGCAGGGCCACCAGCGUCCUGCCAAGAGGGACCCGGGGCCAUGAUGGCCACCUCCGCCAGGCUGCUGCCUCUGCUGCCGCUGCUGCCACUGCUCCUGCUUCUGGGCCAGCCCCAGGCAGGGGCCCAGGCUCCUGGGGAAGCUGUGGUUUGUGCGGGGAAUGCCUGUUACACGGCCCACUGGGGCAAGCUGAGUGCCGCGGAGGCCCAGCUUCACUGCAGCAAGAACGGGGGCAACCUGGCCACAGUGAGGAGUGAGGAGGAGGCCCAGCACAUCCAGCACGCCCUCACCCAGCUCCUGGAGUCAGAGGCCAUCCUGGCAGCUAGGAUCGGCAAGUUCUGGAUAGGGCUCCAGCGUGAGAAAGGCAAGUGCUUAGACCCCAGCCUGCCGCUUAAAGGCUUCAGCUGGCUGGGUGGCGGGGAGGACACGUCUUACACCAACUGGAACAAGGAGGUCAGGAGCUCUUGCAUUUCCAAGCGCUGUGUGUCCCUGCUGCUGCAACUGUCCCAGCCGUCUCAUGCCAGCCAUCUCUCCAAGUGGUCCGAGGGCCCCUGCGGGAGCCCGAACUCUCCAGGAAGCAGCAUCGAGGGCUUCGUGUGCAAGUUCAGUUUUAAAGGCAUGUGCCAGCCUCUGGCUCUGGGGGGUCCAGGCCGGGUGGACUACACGACCCCAUUCAAGGCCACCAGCUCUUCCCUGGAGGCUGUGCCCUUUGGCUCCGCAGCUACCGUGGUCUGCGGGGCUGGGGAACACGGUCAGGAGGAUUACUUCGUGUGCAGGGAGAAGGCUCCUGAUGUGUUUGACUGGGGAAGCUCGGGCCCCCUCUGCAUCAGCACCCAGUAUGGCUGCAGCUUCAACAACGGGGGCUGCCAGCAGGACUGCUUCGAGGGGGGCGAGGGCUCCUUCCGCUGCGGCUGCCGGCCGGGCUUCCGGCUGCUCGACGACCUGGUGACCUGUACCUCCCGGAACCCUUGCAGCUCCAGCCCGUGCAGAGGCUCAGCCACCUGUGUGCCGGCAUCCCAAGGGGAGAACUACACCUGCCGCUGCCCCCUAGGCUACCAGCUGGAUUCAAGUCAGCGGGACUGCGUGGACCUGGACGAGUGCCAGGACUCACCCUGCCCUCAGGAGUGUGUCAACGCCCCUGGGAGCUUCCGCUGUGAGUGCUGGGUGGGCUAUGAGCCCAGUGAGUCGGGAUGUCAGGAUGUGGACGAGUGUGCCACGGGCCACACGCCCUGCGCCCAGCACUGCACCAACACAGAUGGCUCCUUCUACUGCUCCUGCGAGAAGGGUUAUGUUCUGGCUGGGGAGGAUGGCACCCAGUGCCAGGACGUGGACGAGUGUGCGGAAACGGAGAAUGGCCUCUGUGACAGCUUGUGCCUCAACACGCAGGGAUCCUUCCGCUGCGGCUGCCUGCCAGGCUGGGAGCUGGGCCCUGAUGGGGUCUCCUGCACGCUGGGACCCACCUCCCUGGCACCACUGCCUGGGCCUCCCCAGGGAGAGGAUGCAGGAGAUAGAGAGGGGAGAGUUGUGUAUUCUCCCACAAUGUCUAGGCCCAUCGGGGGCCCUGAGGGCACUUCCAAGGAGGCACCCACCACAAAGGGACCCUCCCUUCCACGCAACACCUUUGUCAUCCCAACUGCACCUGACAUGCUGGCUCCCAGUAGGCCCCCUGCUGUCUGGAUGGAGUCCAGCACCCAUCACCCCAUGGCCACAACUGGCCUUGGGGAGAAUACAGAUGAGGAUUUCAUGGCAGAACAAAGCGAAGACGGCACGGACGGACAAAAGCUGCUGCUGUUCUACAUACUGGGCACGGUGGUGGCCAUCCUACUCUUACUGGCUCUGGCUCUAGGGCUACUGGUCUAUCGCAAGCGGAGAGCAAAGAGGGAGGAGGAGAAGGAGAAAAAGCCCCAGAAUGCAGCUGACAGCUACUCCUGGGCUCCAGAGCGAGCUGAGAGCAGGGCUUUGGAGAAUCAGUACAGUCCGACGCCAGGGACGGACUGCUGAAGGUGAGAUGGCCCCAGAGACACUGACAAUCAGCCACCACCAUCCUCUGACCUUUACGCACCCCGUCACGUCAGAAGUGGGGGACCCACAUCCUUCCAAAAGACUGGACUGGAAUCUUAGCAAACGGUUGUAUACAUUCUUAAAAGCCUGACCGCUUGGAAUAUACAGGUA
This is a messenger RNA of Neogale vison (American mink), 2215 nucleotides long. RefSeq names its product CD93 molecule (gene CD93). Lineage: Eukaryota; Metazoa; Chordata; Mammalia; Carnivora; Mustelidae. Gene Ontology annotation, molecular function: calcium ion binding. Bases 86 to 2044 code for a protein of 652 amino acids. The transcript is spliced from 2 exons. The record is from RefSeq and is a predicted model, not a curated record.